Sphaeroforma arctica JP610 is the source of this 1011-nucleotide messenger RNA. RefSeq lists its product as hypothetical. The record is from RefSeq and is a predicted model, not a curated record. Lineage: Eukaryota; Ichthyosporea; Ichthyophonida. The coding region runs from base 483 to 941 and encodes 152 amino acids. The transcript has a single exon.
AACGGUUGCAUCUCUUGUCCAGUCUAAUAAUGUGUGUAGUGAAAGCUCUAUCGAGAAGUGGAGGAUUAAUACUAGCAAGCACCGCACACUAGAAACCUUGCUCCCACCUAAUACGAGGCCAAGUGUACCACUAACACCGAUUCACAUUCGACACACGCAGCCAGUGAAAGGGUAUAGAAAUGAAAAAGAAUUACACAAGUCCAUAUUGGAACACUCAUACACACACAAAUCACUUGUUGACACACCGCAACACAACAAAGGUACACCACAUUCACGACUAAGCAAAAUAAGCACAAGACACUCCUCGACGAAGCGUAAAAGCAGCUCAUCACCUGCAACAGUGGCAAGCGUCAAAGGGCAUAAACCCUUACUCACAUUAUUCUUCAAUUUCUAACACACGAGACCAGAGAUUACACAUAGACAUACAAAUCAAUGGCACCACAUACAAUGCACUAGUAGAUUGAGAAACACAACGCUCAUACAUGGAUCGCAGUGUAGUAUCUAAACUAUACUUGUCAGUAAAAGCACAACCCGGGUACAUACAGCUAGAACAAUCCGAUGCACGAGUACAACGUACAGGUUCCACAGAAGUAUGUGUUACCAAUUACGGCAGUAAAAAGACAUCAAACUGCUUUGAGGUACUCGUCUUCCCAGUCAGGAAAUCAAUCCUUUUAGGUAUGGACAUUCUACCAUAUUUAGGCAUACUUAUAGCGGGGAUGAUCAAUCCACUAAUACCAACAGAUGCCAAAUGGGAACCACUUCUCACACCACAUGAAGAAGAUCUUGAACAUGAUCAAGUUGGAUUCAGAGUAUCACUCUGGUAUCUAUUAGACCAGAACGGCCAGAUCCCACCAGAUGUACACUGCAAUUUACCAGGAUCAGUUGUGGAUAUACCGAAUCAAAAAGUCAAAGCCAAGAACAUUCGUCACGCUAAAGUUUAACCAAGUCAAAAUGUCAAAGACAAGAACAUUAGUCACGCUAAAGUAAACUUUGUUCCACACAAAAGAGUAC